AUGCAACAGCUGCUUGGUGAGUGCAAGUUGGAGAAAUCCAUCUUCAAACAACUGUUUCUCCAACGCCUGCCUGGCAACGUACAACUAGUGUUGGCCUCCACCGCCGAUGAUGUCAACAUUGAGCAGUUGGCUAAACUGGCCGACAAAAUUGUGGAAGUCACACCUCUUCCCAGCCAUGUUGCCAUGGUAACAACUGAAGAGAGUUCCCCUUCACAGGCUAGGCAAUUUCAAAAGCUGACUGAACAAAUCACCCUGCUCCAAGCACAAGUUUCUGCCUUGUCCAGUCAACCUCAGCAUCGUAGCUGCAGCCAGUCCCGUGAUCGCCAUCGACACACCCGCAGUCCAUCUCCCGAUACUCUCUGCUGGUAUCAUCGCAAGUUUGGUGGUAAUGCUCAUAAGUGCACCAAACCCUGCUCUUUCACUACACCUGCCUCCUCGUCUUCGGGAAACGGCCCAGCCAGCAACUAG
This is a messenger RNA of Patiria miniata (bat star), 468 nucleotides long. RefSeq lists its product as uncharacterized. Bases 1 to 468 code for a protein of 155 amino acids. Lineage: Eukaryota; Metazoa; Echinodermata; Asteroidea; Valvatida; Asterinidae. The transcript has a single exon. The record is from RefSeq and is a predicted model, not a curated record.